UAUAAGACGCUUCGUGGUCGCGUAUGUUUGGAUGCAGGGUGUCUUUUACUCUUUUCAACUGCGAAUUUUAGUACGAAUUCUUCGCAUAAGUUAAAUUGUUUGAAUAGUGAAAGAAGCCUCGAAGAUGCUAAAGCAGGACGAGAAUCAAGUGCAAAAUAAUGACGAACGAGAUCGAAGUAGGGAACGAGAUCGCAAUCGCAGAUCAGACAGACAAACACGCAUAAACUCGACGAGUCAUGAUCGAAGCAGAGACCGAAACGAUCGUGGCGGCAGGAAAGCUUCGGAUCGCCGGAUUUACGUAUCAAACAUUCCCUAUGAUUUUCGUUGGCAAGAUCUUAAGGAUCUUUUUCGGACCGAGGUCGGAAAAGUUGCACACGUGGAGCUUUUCACCGAUGAAAAUGACAAACCGAGAGGCUGCGGAAUUGUCGAGUUCGAAGAUUCGGACUCUGUAAAAGUUGCCGUCGAAAAGAUGCAUAGAUACGACAUUAAAGGAAGAAAGCUUGUGGUGAAGGAGGUAGAUUUUGACAUCGAACGUGAUAAAUAUGGUCGGUUAGCCACAGCUCGUAACAAUGAUAGAGUACGUGAUGAUAGAUUUAGAGAGCCACCGAGACCACAAGGUGGUGGACGACAAAAUAUGAAUGUACCAAGUGGUGGAGGCGGAGGCGGAGGUGGCGGUGGUGGUGGUGGCGGCGGCGGUGGCGGCGGUGGUGGUGGUGGAGGAGGAGGAGGCGGCGGUGGUGAUAAUAAAUUUGGAAAUACCUACGGUUUAAGUACUCAGUUUUUAGAAUCCUUAGGUAUUAAUGGACCUUUAGUUACUAGAGUAUUUGUUGCAAAUCUUGAUUAUAAAGUGGACGAAAAGAAAUUAUUAGAGGUAUUCAAACUAGCUGGUAAAGUAUUGCAUGUUGAGUUAGGCAAGGAUAAAGAUGGAAAGUCUCGAGGUUUUGGAGUUGUAGAAUAUGAUCAUCCGGUAGAAUCAGUGCAAGCCAUAUCAAUGCUUCACAAUCAACAACUUUAUGACAGGCGUAUGACUGUCCGACUUGAUAGAGCAAAUGAACCAGAUAUGCCACCAAAGUUACCAGAAGGUUUGAAAGGACUUGGAAUGGGACUUGGAGCUGGUGGUAAUAGAUUAAUGGAUGUAGCUAGAAACAUUCCUAAUGUUCAGGCAAAUAAUCCUCCCGUUGUAAAUCCUAUUUCUGCUCCUGUGUUGGCUGCUGGAGCCUUUGGAGCUGGUUUAAACAAUGUUGUCCCAGCACAAUUAGCAUCUGCAUUGACAAAUACAAAUGCUGCAGCUCUUCAAGCAAGUCUGGCUGGAGGUUUAAGUGCAAACUUGACCACCAGUUCUCUGCUAAAUUCAUCUUUGACAAAUGAAUUGGCUUCUAACUUAAAUAGCUUCGGCGGAGGAGUCGGAGGUUUGUCUAGUUUACAAGCCUCUUUAUCUGGUGGCCAAGGCAACAAUUCCUUUGCGCCGCGAGGUUUAUCUAAAAUGGACAAUGAUGUAGGCUUCGGUGGAAACAAUUCAUUUGGUGGUUCUAACUUCGGUGGCGGUAGAGAUUUUGACGGUGGAUUCAAUAGAGGAGACAACGACCGCGGUCCUGGUGGGGGCGGUGGCUUUAGUGGAAAUCAGGGACAGGGAGGAGGCGGCAACAGGCAAAAUGCUAAUGGUUCACGACCAAUGUCUGACACUAUUCUUAUAGGAAACCUACCACCAAAUACCACAUGGCAAAUGUUACGAGAUAAGUUCCAAGAUGUUGGAGAAGUCAAAUUCGCUGAAAUGCGGGGAACCGACAUGGGAAUGGUACGAUUCGCGUCCGACUGGGAUGCUGAACGUGCUGUGUCUAUGAUGAAUCGGUCGCGUAUUGACGGCAGAACGAUCGAAGUUCGCCUUUACUAAAUCUUGGGGGGAACACACUCAAGGUAACAGUAAUAGAGAACCUCUGCAUAGGUUGAUGCUUAACCAUAACUUAUUGAUGCAGCGAGAGGAGACUGGGUGUUCGUAUGUGGUCUGCAGGAUUGUUCCGCUCCUGAUGACAAUACUUGAAAUUCAUCCUAGUUGUGUGGCAGAACUUAGGACAGUGGGUGAGAAGUAUCUGUCGUUGGAAGAUCAACAAUCGUGUUUUAAAUGCCUACUUCAACGUCGAAAAGAAUGCUUAUUGGCUGCCGGUGAUCACCCUUCCUUGCUACGGCUGUUUCAGUUGAAAAAAAAAAUUCUUUACUAGAAUUAUCGUUCCUUUUUGCAGUGGAAGUCCUACUAAACAGUUCGUUCCCGAUAUCGGAUACUUUUCGUGUGAUCGAUACAUAGUUUAAUUGUUAGGCUUAGGUUCAUAAUGUUCAACGUAAUCCGUAGGUUUUUUCAGUACAUAGGUUAUACGCUAUUUACAGUAAUUAUCAAAACGUAGCUUGUAUGUUUAUUUUCUUAGUUUUUGUGACGAGAGAUCAAUCGGUUUUUCCACAUUCCGGUCGGAGAACGCGAGACGCUUCUUGGUCGUGUUCGCGGUGUGGUCAAUCGAUCCAGGUUAGACAGAUUAAUCUUUCAAGCAUAAAUACUAACGCGAUAUAGCUGUUACGGGCUUUACAAGUUUAAAGUUUAUCCAUGUAUGAUAGAUAAUUUCAUGCACAAUCCUACGCAGAUCGUGGACGUGUGUCGGUUUUUCUGUGGUAUCGGUCGCACUCUAUUCUUGUAUCUAACACAUAACGAGAUACAUGAUGGCUCAACAGGGGACUGUGUAUUGUUUCCAUUUGUAGUUCUGCGGUCUGAUCUUUUACUUGUCGCGCCACAUCGUUCUUAGUAAACUUGGAGAUUCAAGUAGUGCAUACAAAAUUUUAGUUGUCAUUAGGAAAGGCCCCUUUCUUAUAGUUCACUCACUUCGAGACUUUGGCGACCGAAGAUUGGAUGACUUUGUACCCCCUGAAAUUUGGCAGAAUUGUCUUACGUAUUGUGCAUUAGAAUAUGUUUACCAAAAAGUAGGUGAAUGUUUAAUCUAGAGAACAAGGAAACAAUUUUUAAUCAUCUUUCAGCGUUGAAAGAAAGUGCACAUAACACAGAGGCUCUCCAGCUAAUUUUAUAGAUUUCCAUUUUUUGGUAAACAUAUUUCCUCUCGCCACGUAGAUUUCGAGGAACAUUCUGCGAAUUGUGUAACACUCUUGUAUAACCACGACAUCAUGACAGUGAUUGAAUAAAAUCCAAAUCCGUUUUGAC
This is a messenger RNA of Dufourea novaeangliae, 3196 nucleotides long. It is a transcript of the gene rump, whose product is annotated as heterogeneous nuclear ribonucleoprotein M. Gene Ontology annotation, molecular function: mRNA binding. Gene Ontology annotation, cellular component: nucleus; cytoplasm. The coding region runs from base 125 to 1891 and encodes 588 amino acids. The transcript has 8 exons. The record is from RefSeq and is a predicted model, not a curated record. NCBI's taxonomy places the organism in Eukaryota, Metazoa, Arthropoda, Insecta, Hymenoptera, Halictidae.